Messenger RNA from Angiostrongylus costaricensis, 948 nucleotides. The record is from the annotation of a GenBank genome assembly. NCBI's taxonomy places the organism in Eukaryota, Metazoa, Nematoda, Chromadorea, Rhabditida, Metastrongylidae.
UAUAGUGUUACCUUUCCGCUCUUUCGUCAUGGACAAGCAAGGUGGACCGGGACGAAAGUAGACAGAAGUGCGCCUUCGGAUGAUCUCAAAUUUCCCUGGCCUAUUCCGACGAAUCCAUCGCUGUUCUACAAAAUAAGGUCGUACAUAACUAUUAGCUUAGUUGCAUCUCUGUCGAAACUGCUCUUCAUUGGAGGUGAGCGCAUGUUUUGCUGCUUUAGUUCCGGAUUAGUUGGGAACUUUGAAUUAUUUUUAGGUGCCAAUAAACUGAAUGUUCACAAUAGGGAGCGGUUUCUUAGUGCGUGGGAAGAUCGAUCACGACCACUAAUAACGGUGUCGAAUCAUAGGUCUAACAUCGAUGAUCCUGUAAUGUGGUCCUUCACUACUUGUCGUGAAAUGUGGAAAAAUAUUGAUCGACAUCGUUAUAUCUUAACGGCCCAUAACAUCUGCUUUACGAAGAAGAUACAUACCGCGUUUUUUGCACUUGGUCGAUGCGUGCCUUGUGUACGAGGGAAAGGUGUUUAUCAAAAGGGAGUGGAUUUCUGCGUGGACAGAUUGAAUGAGAAUGGUUGGGUACACAUGUUUCCUGAAGGGCGCGUUACAGCGAAUGCUCUACGGUUCAAAUGGGGCGUGGGUCGUUUGAUCAUGGAGACCAUUAUUCCUCCAAUGGUUAUUCCUAUCUGGUGCUCAAAUAUGGAUAAGAUUUGGUCUGAAAAACCGCCAUACUAUCCACGAUAUGGGCAUACAGUUGACGUUCACAUUGGUGAACCCAUCGAUUCGACGACUCUCCGACAAAUUUCCUCUCAAAAACCUUGGAGCGAAAAGAGAAGAAGGAAGUUUAUAACGGACGCUAUUCAGAACGAACUUUUCAAAUUGGGGGAAAGUGUCGGUAAUUUACCUGAGGGGACCGCUCUGCGUAUUCUAAGAGGAAACUGUGGUAAUAAUUUGUGA